GACUGAGAUAGUUUUGCUCUGUGUUGGGCCUUUACCCAACUCAACAACGUUUGAGGGCACAGCACAUAGAAACCCUCCACAGCAACACACCAGCAUCGCUAACACUGGUGCCCACUGUGGCUGUGUGAGUGGGAACCCUCGGGGUGUCAGGCUGGGGACAGGCGUGGCAGUGGGCUGGUCCAGCCGCAGAGAGCGAUGAUGAACAGCAGCAGGCUCCGUUGGAAUCAGCUGAGGCCCUGAAAUCGUCUGACAAAGGAGCCGAAGCCCAAAUCUGUCACACUGGUGAUUAACCACAUCUGCUGGAGCUGAGGACGGCUCCGGGCUGUGGGUGUGCCGCACCCACACACAGGACGCGCUCCCGAGGAUGCACUGAGUCCUUCCCGCUCACACCUCGUUGUAACACACCCUCUGCAUAACAGUAGAAGAUGAGUAAGUCCCCCACCCCCAAGGGCACCCCGGUGCAGCGCAGCCCCAGCGAUGGGGUCCCAGACAGUCUCCUGUCUCCUCAGCAUUCCACACCAGGUUCAGGACCCCAGCAUAAGAAACGCAUCUCCAGCCUCCUGCAGAGUCCGUCGUUCAGGGAGGAGUUGGAUGUCCUGAUCCAGGAACAGAUGAAGAAGGGUGGCAGCUCAUCCAACCUGUGGGCACUGAGACAGCUCGCUGAUUUCAUGGCCUCACAUGGCUCUCCAGCUGCUCUGCCAGUCUCUCCCUCCAACCAUCACCCUCACUCCGCUCUAUCUCUGUCUCUGUCUGGUUUUCUAUCUGUCUCUCACCACACAGACAUGAUGAUGGUGACAGCCAUCAAUGACCUGCAUGGGUGGGAGCCCGGCAGCAUGGUGAAGGGGGAGAGGUUGAUGCGCUGCAAGCUGGCCAGCACCCAUCGCCUGUUCGACCUCUAUGGCUGGGCCCAGAUCAGCCACAACUGUCUCACUCUCCGUGUCAGUAAAGAACAGGAACACUUCCUGGUGCUUCCAGACGGCUUGGCGUACAGUGAGGUGACUGGAUCCAGUCUGGUAAAGGUGAAUAUCCUGGGCGAGGUGGUGGAGAGGGGCAGCACCAACCUGGGUGUGGACCCAGAGAAGUUCAGUCUGCACUCGGCCAUCUACUCAGCGCGGCCAGAUGUUCGCUGUCUUCUUCACAUCCACACGCCGGCCACGGCAGCGGUUUCAUCUAUGAAGUGCGGCCUCCUGCCACUGUCCCAUGAGUCUCUGCUGGUUGGUGACGUGGCCUACUAUGAUUACAAUGGAGUCAUGGACGAGGAGGAGGACAGAGUGGAGCUGCAGAAGAGCUUGGGACCCACCUGUAAAGUUCUGGUGCUGAGGAAUCACGGCAUAGUGGCUCUUGGGGAGUCCAUGGAGGAGGCUUUCUACACCAUCUACCACAUCCAGGCUGCCUGCCAGAUCCAGGUGUCAGCGUUGUGUUGCGCAGGUGGUGAACAGAACCUGAUUUUGCUGGAUCGGACCAUCCAUAAACCCAACCCGACCGGCACCGUGGGCUGGGCUGGCUCCACCUUUGGGCCCCUGCACAAGAGCCGUGUUGGGGAGCAUGAGUUUGAGGCCCUCAUGAGAACUAUGGAUAACCUGGGCUACCGUACCGGCUACGCGUACCGUUUCCCCGUCCUGCUGGAGCGAUCACGGAUGCGGAGGGAGGUGGAGGUGCCUGCGACCGUCACAGCCUAUCACCAGUUUGAUGACGAUGGAGUCCACCCAGCUCUGAGGCAGAACCCUUUUGCACAGCGCCAGCAGCAGGAGAGGACCCGAUGGCUCAACACCCCCAACACCUACCAAAAAGUCAACCAAGAGCAAACUAGUCCUGGACACCAGCGCGCCACUUGGUUGAAGGCAGAAGAGGUGACACAAGCUGGCAGCACGUCCAUCAAGACAGAGAACCCAAACCUGUUUGUGCCUCUGUUCACCAACCCUCAGGAGGUGAUUGAGACACGAAACAAGAUCCGACAGCAGAACCGUCAGGACAUGAAGACAGCAGGGCCACAAUCUCAAGUCCUUGCCAGCGUCAUAACAGAGGACAGUCCUCCGUCUCCCGUCAGCCCACCCAAAGUUCCACCAGAGCCAGAACCUCCCAACCCCUUCAACCAGCUGACGGACCAGGAGCUGGACGAGUACCGCAAGGAAGUGCAGAGGAAACAGGACGGAGGGACUGAUGAGGAGGAGGUGGCAAAUGACAAGGAGUCUUCCCCUGCUGCCUCCCCCACAAAGGGCCCUCCGCUCAGCCCCCCUCCUCUCUCAGAGGAGGUGAAGACUGAAUCUCCAGCCAUACAGAACGGAGGCGAGGAGGAGAAGCAGACGACAGAAGAGCUGGAGAAAAGCAUGAAGGCCCUCUCGACCAAUGACACCUCCUCCACCCCUGCCGCUCCCCCGGCCAAACCACAAGGUGGCACCCCAGAUGGUUCUCCCUCCAAGUCCCCUUCCAAGAAGAAAAAGAAGUUCAAGCCACCGUCGUUCCUGAAAAAGAGCAAGAAGCAGAAGGAGAAAGCAGAGACCUGAGGCGUCCACACACACCAGACCUUGGUGAAAUACUACUGUGAAAUGUUUCUUAGCGUAUGACAUAGGAGUAGCAGAUGGAGUCAACCACAUCAGAUCUGUUCACAGAGUUAAGAUGUCAGUCACAGACACAGUGUACUAAACUCACGCUCACAUGCUUUUCUGUAAACUGUUACUAAUUUGAUCGAUGUGGUUAUUCAUCUUAAACAGGUUAGGAACAAUCUUAUUUUCACAAGACUAUUUGACCAAGGGUUGGAUACAAGGCACCAUUUUGACACACUAUUACUUCACACACACACACACACACACACACACA
Paralichthys olivaceus (Japanese flounder) is the source of this 2817-nucleotide messenger RNA. RefSeq names its product adducin 2 (beta) (gene add2). Gene Ontology annotation, biological process: barbed-end actin filament capping. Gene Ontology annotation, molecular function: actin filament binding. NCBI's taxonomy places the organism in Eukaryota, Metazoa, Chordata, Actinopteri, Pleuronectiformes, Paralichthyidae. Gene Ontology annotation, cellular component: postsynaptic density; cytoskeleton; plasma membrane. The record is from RefSeq and is a predicted model, not a curated record.